Ceratotherium simum simum (southern white rhinoceros) is the source of this 1733-nucleotide messenger RNA. It is a transcript of the gene GIMAP4, whose product is annotated as GTPase, IMAP family member 4. Gene Ontology annotation, cellular component: cytosol. NCBI's taxonomy places the organism in Eukaryota, Metazoa, Chordata, Mammalia, Perissodactyla, Rhinocerotidae. Gene Ontology annotation, molecular function: GTP binding. The record is from RefSeq and is a predicted model, not a curated record.
CGGCUCCUCCCCUCACUUCCUCUCUCCUCCUCUCUCAAUAUCCCGGCUUAGCAUUGCCUUCAAAGUGAGAGGAGCGAGCAGGACCCAGAUUUUCCAGGAAUUCAGAGUACAAUGGCAGCCCAAUACUGCAGUACAAGUUCCAACUCCAGUGAACCCAGGACCAGCCAUGGGCUUGGAAACCAAGACCUCAGAGACUCACAACUGAGACUUGUCUUAGUGGGUAAGACUGGAGCAGGAAAAAGUGCAACAGGGAACAGCAUCCUCGGAAAGAAAGUGUUUCGUUUCAGCAUUGCAGCAAUAUCCAUCACCAAGUCAUGCGAGAAAGAGAGCAGCACGUGGCACGGGAGAGAAAUUGUCGUCGUGGAUACGCCUGGCAUUUUCGACACCGAGGUACAGGAUGCUGACACGUGCAAGGAGAUAGCUCGCUGCAUCCUCCUCACCUCCCCAGGGCCUCACGUUCUGCUCCUGGUGGUCCCACUGGGCCGUUACACGCGGGAAGAGCACCAGGCCACUGAGAAGAUCCUGAAAAUGUUUGGGCACAGAGCUAGGAGACAUAUGAUUCUCUUAUUCACCCGGAAAGAUGACUUGGAUGGCACUGACCUCCAUGAUUAUCUAGAAGAAGCUCCCAAAGGCCUUCAAGAGCUGAUGGGCGAGUUUGGUGAUCGUUACUGUGUGUUCAACAAUAGGGCGACAGGAGCUGAGCAGGAGGCCCAGAGGGCGCAGCUGCUGGCCCUGGUCCAUCACAUGGUGAUGGAGAACAAAGGAGGAUGCUACACUAAUAAGAUGUACCAAAGGGCAGAGGAGGAGAUUCAGAAACAAACCCAAGCGGUGCAAGAACGUUACAGAGCAGAGUUAGAGAGAGAGGUAGCACUGAUAAGAGAGGAGUAUGAAGAGAAAAUCAGAAAGCUGGAGGAUAAACUGGAGCAGCAGAAGAGAAAGGCACAAAUGGAGAGGGAAUUAGCAGAAAGGGAGGCUCUCUGUGCUUCACGGCAGCAAAAUGCCCGAGAUGAAGUUAUGAGUCAGACUAGGAUAAUUGAAUUAAUCUUCAGAGCAUUGGAGAUUGCUUCCUUUGUUUUCUCACAUCUGUUUAGGGAAGACUAAACUUAAUGAAACUCUGCUUAUAGUUCCUGCAUAUUUUCUGGGUGGCCCUGCCCCAUAUAACUCAUUGACCAAAGUCAGAGCACAUUGGUUUCUGUUGCUCAGGACUAAGGAGUGCAGAAUAGUUCACUGUUGGCAGCUGGUAGAUGUUGCAUAGAUUUAAUGGAGAGGGACAAAUUCUCAAUUUGUGAAACUUCAAAGCAGAGAGUAUUGAUGCUCCCUACCUUGUGAAUUCUUUCUCAGAGACACAGAGAAAAGGAAUGCAAGAGACCAAAGAAAAUGGCCCUGAGCUCUCUCUAUUUCUCCUCUAGAUUUUUUCCAGAUUGGCAGAUAAUCGCCCCCUGGAGCUUCUUCACACUUAUUUUUGCCUUUAGGAGCACAGUGAUCAUCUUACCCAUACAGUUUGUUAGAAAGAUCAGUUCUUUGCAUUAGUUAGUCUUAUAGAUGGAGAUGCUUAUAGAAUUCUUUCCAGAUGAAUGUAAAUUUGCUUAAUUCCAUUUUCACAAAAGGACUCAAAUUGUUCCUUAUCAUCUGUCCAUUGAAGUGUUGACAAAGAGUUGUCUGGAAAAUCGAUCUCUCAGAACUCAACUAGGUGAAAUGCCAGAAAGUGAGAAAGACAGAGAUUCAACAGAUAG